GGGUACCGGACCUUGCAAAACGAAUACGCCCAUUGGUGAGCUGUCACUUUUUGAGGAUGCAAGCUGCUAUCAGCUAACCACAAUUGUCACCAGUGGCGGUUAGUAAAAUUUACCAGACUGGGCACCCGAACCUAGAUAAACGUUGGUCUUUACAAAACCGCCCACUGUUUGGAGGCGAAAAAAAGUAAGAGGCACUAGGAGGCAGCUGUCGAAAGGCUAGCUAUCGUAAGCUAACAAUAUAUAGUAGCUAGCUUGCCAUGUUGUUGUUACUGGGGAAAUGAAAGGGAUUCUCUCUUUCUUCACUUGCGAGAAAUGUGGAUCAAUUGUCAACAGUACAAGGUCACUUUGAUAGCUAGCUUUCUAAUGUUGUAGGUUAUAAGAUAUAGGUAGCUAGCUAGAGCUAGCUCACCAUGACUCGCUCUUCCUAACGCGCCCGGAGAGAAUACAGUCAGUGUGACAACAACGGAGGCUAACGUUCGCUACCUGGGUACAACGGGAAAAGUCCAGCGUCUUUGACAUAUGACGGUACCACUCAGCUGGAGAGAUGUACUCACCAUCUAGAAAGGACUUCAUCGCGUUGACCCUCAGUGACCAACACAGCCGCAGCUACAACAACGGAAAGCACCGCCGCCAGUCCUGCUGGAGGAAGUGGAAGCAGCUGUCUCGGCUGCAGCGCAGUCUCAUCCUCUUCCUGCUAGCUCUGCUGCUGAUAUUUGGACUUCUCUUCUACCCAAGCUUCUCAGAGCAAUGGGGAGGCAUGUCGGACAAGGCGGUAAGGGAGGACUGGGAUGAAGACUGGGAAAGAGGCCUGAAACCCAUCCCGCCAGGGGUAAACCCUGUGGCUGGCCCAGCUGGAGGUCCGGCUGUGGGCCUGGCUGGUGUAGCAGUCGGCCCAGAGUUGGACCCAGGGUUGGGUCUAGCUGCGGCUCCAGGACUCAUACCAGAGGUCAUUCCAGAACCCCGGAGGCCAAAGGUCCCCUCUAUACCCAAACCUCCAGCCAAGAAGAGACCAUUCCCCAACAAGAGAGGCCCUCCAAGCCUGCAGAAGGAGCGGAAUGUAUCAGAUUCACUGGUAAAACCAGCUGAGAAAGUGCCAGUGGAGAAAGCUGAAGAGAAGGAGGGAGAGAAGCCUCUUGUCAGCUGGCGAGGAGCCAUGAUUGAGGCUGACGAGGCUACAGAACCCCCACCCUCUGCCCAUGAGAAGGAUGCCCCUGUGCCAGUCAACCCUGAGGACACAGCCCCACUGGCACCAGUUUCGGUGAAGCCUGUGGACAGGCUGGAGAUGGUGCGAGAGGCCUUUAGGCAUGCCUGGAAGGGCUAUAAGGAGUUUGCCUGGGGUCAUGAUGAGCUCAAGCCUGUGUCUAAGUCCUACGGGGAGUGGUUUGGCCUGGGCCUGACUAUCAUUGAUGCUCUGGACACAAUGUGGAUCCUGGGACUGAAAGAAGAGUUUGAGGAGGCGAGGAAGUGGGUGGAGACUGAGUUGUCAUUCUCUAAGAAUGUGGACGUGAACCUGUUUGAGAGCACCAUCCGGAUCCUGGGAGGCCUGCUAAGCACCUACCACCUGACUGGCGAUGAGAUGUUCCUGGAGAAGGCUAAAGAUAUUGGCUUGAGGUUGAUGCCUGCUUUCAAAACCCCCUCCAAGAUCCCCUUCUCUGAUGUGAACAUUGGGAAGGGCACGGCCCACCCCCCUCGCUGGACGUCCGACAGCACCCUGGCCGAGGUCACCAGUGUCCAGCUGGAGUUCAGAGAGCUCAGCCGCCUCACCCACGACCCGCAGUACCAGGAGGUGGUGAAUGAGGUGAUGAGGCUGGUCCAUAAGCUGCCAGGGAAGCAUGACGGCCUGGUGCCCAUGUUCAUCAACACCAACAGCGGCCAGUUCACCCACAAAGGAGUCUUCACCCUGGGGGCCCGGGCUGACAGCUACUAUGAGUACCUGCUCAAACAGUGGAUCCAGGGAGGCAAGACAGAACCAGAUCUGUUGGAGGACUACCUGGAGGCGAUAGAGGGAGUCAAGAAGCACCUGCUGAGAACCAGUGGCCCCAGAAAGCUGACCUUCGUAGGGGAGCUCAACCACAAUCGCUUCAACCCCAAGAUGGACCACCUGGUGUGUUUCCUGCCUGGCACGCUUGCGCUGGGUGCCCACAAUGGGCUGCCGGAGGAUCACAUGGAGCUGGCCCUGCAGCUGAUGGAGACGUGCCACCAGAUGUACAUCCAGAUGGAGACGGGCCUGAGCCCCGAGAUCGUCCACUUCAACCUGCAGCCCUACGACGGGCGAGACGUCGACGUCAAGCCUGCAGACAGACACAACCUCCUGAGACCAGAGACCGUGGAGAGUCUGUUCUACCUGUACAGGUUCACUAAGGACGCCAAAUACAGAGACUGGGGCUGGGACAUUCUAGAGAGCUUCAACAAAUAUACCAGGGUGCCAAGUGGAGGCUACACUUCCAUCAGUAAUGUGCGCGACCCCGUGAACCCGGGUCCGAGGGACAAGAUGGAGAGCUUCUUCCUGGGGGAGACGCUCAAGUACUUCUACCUGCUGUUUUCAGACGACCUGGAGCUGCUCAGCCUGGACAAGUACGUGUUCAACACAGAGGCCCACCCACUACCCAUCUGGCAAUUGCCCCCUGUCUGAGACAGGAGGUGAUGUCAUAGAGAAGUAGCCUACCAUGAGAUCCCAGGAUUUGAACUUCCUAGCUGUUGCCUUCUCAAGGGAUCCAGCUUGACUCACUGUGCACAGUAGAAGACAAACUUGUCAAUGGGUUUUCAAGUGGAGAGGUUUUCCUUGGGUGGGGUUGGGGGCGGGGCAUAGAGCUGGCCUCUUGUACAAAGCUUUUGUAGUUUGGAGUAGACACACUUGAGAAUCUUGAUGGCUUGUUGUUCAGUUUAAAAGAAACAAGAAGAGCGAUGGUCUACAGAUCAGCUCAAUGGAAACUAGACUGAGACUCCCCCAGGUGCCAGUUUGAUUAUUUUCUAACACUAAAAGUAGUAUAAUCCUCUCCCCUCCCCGACCGGCUGACGAUGGAUAUGUAAUAAGGUGGAAGUACCAGAUGAUUAUGCUUUCCCAUUGAUUUGUCCCAUACAUUUAUGUUAGAGGAUUGUUUACCCUGAAGGGAGUACUGAAUACAUGGGUUGCAUUGUUGAGAGCCUUUAAUGGGAGGUGAAACACUCCUAACCCAUAGGUCUUUCAGGAGUUCCUCUCCUUGAGAGCCAUUACCACAGAAAUAGAAUGAGUAGAAUGGGCGUCACCAUUUACAUCAGGUAAUCCAUAAUGGUUGGACUGGCGGCCAUUUUGUGUGUUCAUUCUAUUUCUAUGAGCCUUACACCACUAGUUACUACUGUCGAUGUGGAGGACCAAUUGAAGUAGCCUAUAGUACCGUGACUGUUGAAGCUCCUGUGGUGAAAAAAUGCUUUGCACUUUCAUCUCUAAAAUGUAAGGAUUUGUCUUUUUGUAUAUUUAAGUGACGUGGGAGUAGAUUUGAGUAGUGAUGCAUGCAGGUGAUUCUGCGUGCUUUAGCUGAAUAGACAAAAACCAACACUGAUGGCCUAUGAAUGAAAUGCCAUUAAUCAUUAUUGCACAUGGGACCACAGCCCACAAUGAAAUUUUUUUUAUUUUUAAAAUUGUAUUUAUUGAUUUGUUUUUGUGUUUUUCGUGAUGACUUAUAACAAGUCUAACCCUCCUGUUUCAUGGGAUUGUAUGAAGGGUAAUUGGGAACGUAAUCGAGGUAAUGAAGUAAUGGCACGUUUGUAUACUUUUAAAUGUGAUUUCUCCAAUGCAGACAAGUUGUGUAAAUAACUCAAUAUUGCUGUGUUAUGAGAAUUUCAUGCAUAUUUCAUUUGGGACCAUGUGUCUGUGUAUUCGUCUCAUCGUGAGGGAGUUAAGGUUUAUGCAAUCGACUUGUAGGAAGUCUCUCAUGACUGAACUGCGACAUUUUGGGUUCUAGAUUAAUCGACUUGCCACAGCCUAAUUAGUGUGCUGCCACUGAGAAUUCUCAUGUUUGGGUUCUGGGUAGAAUAUAUUCUUGUUUGCUUGAAUUAAAUCUGUUACAAAGCCAGACUCCUUAUCAGUCAGAAUUAAUACCAGAAUGAAUGAAUAUAGACUAGUAAGAGUCUGAGAAGGGUUCUUGUUUUCUUGAGGUGUUGGCGACAUUAGGCUGAUGGCUAGUUAAGCAUACCUACAGAGAUCUCAAUCAUGAAUGGUUGUUUCUCCCGAUUUUAUGCCGUGCCUGCUGAAGAUGUCCAGGGUAGACACUGAGUGUACAAAACAUUAGGAAAGCCUUCCUAAUAAAGUCGUGCCCCCUUUUGUCUUCCGAA
Oncorhynchus tshawytscha (Chinook salmon) is the source of this 4311-nucleotide messenger RNA. RefSeq names its product mannosidase, alpha, class 1B, member 1a (gene man1b1a). Gene Ontology annotation, biological process: N-glycan processing; carbohydrate metabolic process. The coding region runs from base 545 to 2632 and encodes 695 amino acids. The transcript is spliced from 14 exons. The record is from RefSeq and is a predicted model, not a curated record. Gene Ontology annotation, cellular component: membrane; endoplasmic reticulum. NCBI's taxonomy places the organism in Eukaryota, Metazoa, Chordata, Actinopteri, Salmoniformes, Salmonidae. Gene Ontology annotation, molecular function: mannosyl-oligosaccharide 1,2-alpha-mannosidase activity; calcium ion binding.